AGCAUCGUAGCGAUAAAAUAGAAGAAUAAAGGCAUGACAGUUUGUCAAACUUUUAAGUUCUGUGUCAGUGUCUUAAAUAUAUUUAUGGUGUAAGAUGUCAAUGUCAAUCCAGUGUUUUUAAAAACAAAUCAUAAUAUGGAUUCAAAAUUUAGUGUUCCUAUUAUUUCACAAAAUCUAUACAAACGUGAGACUAUAAUACAAAUAGCAGAUGUAUUAGAUCAUCUAACAAAAGUCAGUGAAGAAAUAUUUGCUCAGAUAAAUAAACGUUUAGAGAAGAAUAGAUCCAAAUUGAUGAAUAUAUCAGGGAGGGUGGACUUAGUUAAUAAAAAAAUAGAUACUCUGAGAGGUGCCAAAAAGGCAACACAAGUAUUUUCCAGUAGCAAGUAUCCUGCAAGUGAUCUUAAUCAAGAGUAUGUUUCAAUAUUCCAUGAUACUCCUGAUGUACCUCUCAAAAGACACCAUAUUAAAUUAAGAAAUGUUGCUAAUUCUCAAGCACCCUUAGAAAAGUUACAGUUUUAUCAUGUCAAUAUUCAGAAGAAUAACAAAACGAAGUUGGACGGCCUCGGAAAUACACAUCAAAAUAUUAAGUUUGGUUAUGAUUUGUUGUUAUUUAACUCUGGUAAGAAUUUAUACAAAGAUUUCGAUAUUAUCCACCCACUAAAAACACCGAAAUUUGUGAAAGAAGAUGAAGAAUAUGUUUCUGAAAUUGGUGCAGCUCCACAAUCAAUUAGCGAAAGAUCAACGUUAUCAAAAUCCCAGAAGCAACAUUACUUUUAUUCACCUCAGAUAGGGGAAGUACCAGCCUUGGAUGUACCUUUAGAUUUGCCAGAUCUUCCAGGAAUAGCAAAUGAUCUUCAGUAUGACUAUAACCUGAACUCAAGUAUAGCUCCUUCAGCUGAUAUGCCUUCUUCCAUUUUGGAUCUAGAUUUCGAUGCUAGUAAUAGUUUACCAAAUAUUCCACAAGAAAGUGAGGACAUUGAAGAACUUCCGGAGAUUUCAAUAAAUGAACCUCCACCUCCUAUGCCCCAGGAACCCCCCGUUGAACUUCCCAUUCCUGUGGAAGUUGAAAAACCAAAGAUACCUAUUGUUGUGAACCCUGAACCUAAAAAAACAGCAGAACCUGUUGCCCCUUCCGUGAGUAAGCCUAAUUUGCCUGCAGUGGAUGAUGUUAGAUCCAAUCUAAUGGAAGCCAUCAGAAAUGCUGGGGGAAAAGCUAAGCUGAAAUCCGUGCAGCAUGAUAAAGAACAAAAGACAGCUUCCAAAGUUCAGGGUGGCAACUUAAUAGCAGACUUGCACAACAAAUUGUUCAUGAGAAGGAAGGGUAUUUCCGGAGCAAAGCAAGAACAGCAACCUGUUGUAGAUGCGGACUUAACACUAUCUCGAAUUUCUUCUAUGAUUCCUCCACCAGAACCUAAAAUGGAUAUAGAAUCUACUUCAAAUGAUGAUGAAGAUGAAUGGGAUUGAGAACACUGUUAUAAUCCUUCUUUUUCAGCAAUCUUUAUACCUUGGAUAUUUUGCCUAACUAGUAUUAUUCCAUAUACUACAUGGCAACUUUAUACUUUUCAUUUUAUUGUUACUCUCCCUAUUCUCAGUGAUUGUAGGAGCUCUUUUAUUUCUAUAUUUAUUAUGAAAUUAUUAUUAUUAAUAAUCUUUUUUACUAUCCUUUUUUGGAUUAGUUAAUUUUUUAAUUAGUUCAUAAUUUAUUGUUAUUAUUAUUGUGAUUUAUUAAUUUAAUUUUUGGAUUAAUUAUUGUGGAUAAAAAAAUUAAUUGCAGUUUUUCAGAAAUUUUUUAUUAAAAUUGAUUUUUUGAUUAUAUCUCUUUUAAGAAUUAUUUUUUUUUAAUUGCUUCUAAUAGUUUACUAUUGUAUACUAUUAUGCUGAUUUCAUGAAAGAAUUUAUGUCCCAUCAGUUAUGUUUUUUGACAUUAUACCACUUUGUUUUCCUCUACCCUGAUAUACCUCCGAAUCAUAGUAGGGUAACUAUGUCUUCUGUUCAUGAUUCAUAUAUUUUAUAAUAAUUUUUUUACUAAGUUGGACCAGAUAACAUGUGGAUGCAAUUCUGGAUGUGGAUUUUAAUCUUCCUGUACAGUCAAUUUUGCAAAUUUGUUUGGGUUUGUGAUUCGAGGUCGGUUCUAGUUGUUUUUGAGUGAAAGAAAUCUAAAAUACUGUUACACUUCUUUAAAAUACUUUAUACAUAUAUUAUACUAUAUACAUUUUCAAACGUUCCAGCUAUUACUAGACAUCUCGAAUAUUCUAGAUUUCCUUAAUAAUCGUUUGACUGAAAAGUUCGUAGGUUAACAUAGAAAAAAAAUUUCUUUGAUAAAAUUUGAUUUUAUUAUAAUAUAAGUUACCUUCGAGGGCGAUAUACAACGAUUAUAGCGGUCAUACAAUUUUUCAAUACCAUUUUUUUUUUGUUUUGAUUUUGGCCUUGGUUUAGAACCUUUAGCCACGUAAUUACAUAUAAAAUUAUUAUUCGUUCAUACAAAAUUGUCCAGUAUACACUUAAAAAUAAAGGAUAAUAAAAAAUAAAGCUUACAAAUAACAAUGUCUACUUACUAUGUUAAUAAAUUCAACUAUGCUAAUUAUUAUUUUUUUUUUCUUUUUUAUAUAUUUAUAUAUAUUUUUUUUUAAUAUUUUUUUUAAUCUUUUUUUUAAUAUUUUCUUAAUACCAUUUUUAUAAUACAAUUUGUCUUUAGCCCCGAAAUAAGCCUUAGUUUAGGCGAUUACCUCUUCAUUGAUGCUAAAUUUCUUUCCAGUGAGCAUUCUCUUGACUUGAGGUCAAAAAACAGAUGAUAGUCGUUGGGAGCCAUAUCUGGUGAAUACAGUUGUUGCGGAAGCAAUUCGAAGCCCAGUUCAUGAAAUUUUACCAUAAUUUUCAUUGAUUUGUGACACGGUGCGUUGUCAUGAUGAAAUAGUACUUUCUUCUUCUUUAAGUGGGGUCGUUUUUUCUCAAUUUCGUCCUUAUAAUUUCGCAAUAAACGCUCCAAUAAUGCAAUGUAAGAGUCGCUGUUAAUGGUUUUUCCGCUUUCAAGAUAGUCAAUAAAUAUUAAACCAUGCGCAUCCCAAAAUACUGAUGCCUUAACCUUGUCAGCCGACUGUUGCAUCUUUCCACGCUUUAGAGUCAGUUCUUCACGUGCAGUCCACUCGGCUGACUGUCGAUUGGACUCCGGUGUGAAAUGAUGGAGCCAUGUUUCAUCCAUUGUAACAUAUCGACGCAAAAAUUCGGUUUUAUUGCUAUUGAACAGCUUCAUACACUUCUUAGAAUCACCAAUUCGUUAUUGUUUUAUGAAAUAUUGUGAGCCAAGCCUUGGCUUUAACAGUAUUUUUUUUCGCCAAAAAGCAAAGCUUUAUUAAUACACGAAAUUUCUUUUUAUCCAUUUUCUUUAAACUAACACAAGUUCCUUCACUCAAAAUGCUAUAUCUCAAACUAAUACUUCGACAGCUGUCAAAUUUAUAGACCAUUCCAGAAUGACGUCAUUUGACAUCGGCUGAUGGGCAAACAUCUUGUAAACAAAGUACGUUUAGUGCAGAAAACCAUUGUUUAAAUUAAAAAUAUGAUUAAAAUACCAGCGUUUUGUUCAGUUGUAAAGUGUUCCAAUAAAGGUAAAAGAGAUAAAAUGAGUUUUUUAGAAUACCAGCCGCAUUUAAAGAUCGAGAUGUUUUAAUAAAUGCACUGUCAACACAACGACGGGAGUUGUGGGUCAAGAAUACUGAUUUUCUGAUUAUACCGGGUUUUGCAUCCCCUGUGAGGGUAUCAUAAUAUCCAAUAUUUGAAAUUUUUGUAGUUAAAAUCACCGAAUUUUUAUAAUAAAACGAGAAAAUAGCAAACAUAACAAUGAAAACACAAUAUCUGCCCCUCAGCGACGCUGUCAAAGUUACGUGACCUGGAAUGGUCAAUACACGCAUCUUUUGAAGGUUAGGACUGACUAAAUAUCAUAAGGAUUUAAUACCAGUAGUGCCAUCUAUGUGUCAGCCUACGAACUUUUCAUCCCACCUGUUACUUCUUUUUACUCAAGAGACUUUUCUACAUGGAAUAUAUCUCACGGAAUUAUCGCAACAAUACUGUACUUCAUUUUGUGUUAGUGUAACUGAUACGUAAAAUGCAUUCCUUUCCUUAAUAGUACUUUGGGGUGUAUAGUAAAGACAAAAAAUCAAGUAUAUACAAUUUUUACUGUAAGAGAAUAAUUGUAAUUGCAAAUAAUUUACAAAGAAUGCACCGAGAUAGAUAGGACAUAUAUAUUUUAUUAUGAGAGUUUGUAUUAUGUAAUUCUUUUAUUAAUUGUUAAAUAUAAAUAAUAAAACAUAUAAUUAAUUAAU
Molecule: messenger RNA, 4316 nt
Organism: Diabrotica virgifera virgifera (western corn rootworm)
Lineage: Eukaryota; Metazoa; Arthropoda; Insecta; Coleoptera; Chrysomelidae
Gene: wash
Product: WASH complex subunit 1
Exons: 4
Coding region: 136-1464 (442 amino acids)
Biological process (GO): exocytosis; Arp2/3 complex-mediated actin nucleation; retrograde transport, endosome to Golgi
Cellular component (GO): recycling endosome; WASH complex; early endosome
Molecular function (GO): gamma-tubulin binding; alpha-tubulin binding; actin binding
Source: RefSeq, a predicted model, not a curated record